Messenger RNA from Cucurbita maxima (winter squash), 926 nucleotides. RefSeq lists its product as uncharacterized. Lineage: Eukaryota; Viridiplantae; Streptophyta; Magnoliopsida; Cucurbitales; Cucurbitaceae. The coding region runs from base 240 to 662 and encodes 140 amino acids. The transcript is spliced from 2 exons. The record is from RefSeq and is a predicted model, not a curated record.
GGGGAAUCUUUCUUCCUCUUAAGUGCCACAAGUGAACCCCACAAACGCCAUCUCUCUUUGGGACUGCUCCUUUUAAUGCACUUUCUUGUUUUUCCCCUCUCCUAACCCAAAAGAUUUUCUGUGUUUUCCUGUCAUUUCAUUUCUUUACCCCUUCCAUACCAUUCAUUCAUUUUCCAUCUCUUUGAGAACACUGUGUUUUGAGGCUCCCUUUUUCUGAACUUGUUGUUCAGUAGAGAGAAAUGCAAAGCAGCAGCGUUUCAGAAACAGAAGAGGGAAGCAUUAAGGCUGAAAGAAGAUCAGGAAUGGAAGCUCAGGUGGUUGAAGUGGACAUGGAGUUUUGGCCAUUGCAGCAUCCCACGGAACCUGAUGAUGAAGACCGCCCUGUCGUUUGCCCAAUGCCCAACUCUUCUUCCAUUCUUGACGAAGGAACCAUGCAUAACGGCAAGAGGGCACCAGAAAGCUGGAGGAAAAGAACAGAAGUGUCUAGAGAAGUUAAAGCAUCAGCCGAGACGGCGGUGAGGGUGGUGCGGAAGCGGCACCACCAUACGCUCAGCCGACCCGACCACCUGAUGGGAGGAAUGUCGCCGGUUCCUCUGCUGCCGACCACCCAGAACUUCACCAUCUUCCAAAUGCUUCAGCAGUUGGACAAAUUUGAGUCUUGACAAUGAAACAAAAAGGCACGGCAGCUAUAAGGUCAAAUUACCCAAGUGACAGAUAAUGCAAAUAUAUUUUGAUAUGUUUAGUGAUUAUUAUUUUAUAUACAUAGAUAUGGAUAUGGAUAUUUUGUGUUGAGAGAUAUGAUAUGGGUGUGAAUCAGAAGACAUAUUUUGUGUUUGGUUUUUGUGUAUUUGGUAAAGUUGAAACUGUGCCGUUGUGGACUCCAAUUGUUAAAGUGAAGUAUGGAGGGGUUUGGUAUAAAGGAAAAA